AUGUUAGCCAGAUCGGCCAAAGAUCAAGUGAAAGGAGAUGAUGGCGGUGCAGGUGACGAGGAGAGUGGUCGUGGUCGUAUGAGGGCGCCGAGCGGAACGCGAAUGAGAGACCUCGGCAAAGCGGUGCGCGCGGUCGCUGAGCGUCGAGAGAGCGUGGCCGGCGCGGAGCGCGGCGACGCGACCGGCGCCGCGUCAUCGUAUCGAUCGCAGAGGGCGAUAGGCGAGCAGGCCAGGCGAAUGGAAAACUACGAUCGUGUAUACGCGAAACAUCAUAAAGUUCUCCGGAAAAGCGCUAAUGGAAACGAGAAACGCCGAAUUCAUCGUCAGAAGCUCGUCUGA
Messenger RNA from Angiostrongylus costaricensis, 339 nucleotides. The record is from the annotation of a GenBank genome assembly. NCBI's taxonomy places the organism in Eukaryota, Metazoa, Nematoda, Chromadorea, Rhabditida, Metastrongylidae.